Molecule: messenger RNA, 1945 nt
Organism: Maylandia zebra (zebra mbuna)
Lineage: Eukaryota; Metazoa; Chordata; Actinopteri; Cichliformes; Cichlidae
Gene: ifngr2
Product: interferon gamma receptor 2
Biological process (GO): cytokine-mediated signaling pathway
Cellular component (GO): plasma membrane
Molecular function (GO): cytokine receptor activity; protein binding
Source: RefSeq, a predicted model, not a curated record
CGCGUGAACGCGCGGGGGAAUCCCCGGUCGGUCGAUACUCAGCCCCGUGUGAGCUGGUGUGAGGGCGAGUCCACACACGGGCGUUGCUGAGCUUCGACGUGCAGGGCCCGGGACCCUCAGGUGGGAGGGCAGCGUAACUCACCUGGCUGCACAGCUUUAAGAGGCGGAACCGGAAAUCCCCCAAGACAGAAGCAGUCUGGGACGGAGACGUCCAGAUUAUCCAGGACGAGGAAGUGCGUCGGUGUGUGUUUCGAUUCUUCAGCUCCAGCCAGCACGUUCGGCCACAGACCGAGGAAUGAGGCCGACACCAUGCUGCUGAUCCUGCUCUGCCUCCACGCCGUCUCCUGGGUUGCGUCUCAGGCGCCGCCGCCUCCACAGAACGUCCAGGUGGAGAAGGGUCAGCUGACGUGGACUCCAGGGGAGCCGGACGUUACCUACACUGUGAAUUACCGCAGAUUUAACUCUGAUAAAUGGGAAGCUCUUCCAGCCUGCAUCCAGACGCCUUUCCAUUCCUGCAACAUAUCAGCGAUUGGGCCGCGCGACACUAACGACUCACCCGAGAACAGCUGCGUGACGCUGCGUGUGCGGGCCGAGAGACGGGGGCUGAGAUCUGAGGGUGUUAACGCCUGCAGCAGAUACGGUGACGUCUGCACGCCUCCGUUAAGCAUUUUGACCCGGCCUGGAUCACUCACCGUAUUCCUUAACGAUGACCACGAGCUGGCGAAGGAACACGCCAACAAUGCCAAGCACAGGAUUUACUUUGGCAGAGAGGGAGAGAGUCCUCUGCAGAAGUAUGAAGACACCAUAGACUCCAGGACCAUUGAAGACCUGGAGGAGGGGCAGCGGUACUGUGUUCAGGUGGCCUAUACGGUCCACGGGGACCUCGUGGAACCACGCAGCUGCAUCCAGUGUGAGGUCAUCCCUGCAUCAGAACACGUGAACAGGACGCCGAUGAUCGUGGGGCUGCUCGUCGGCAUCGUGGUCCUCGCCAUCAUCAUUCUUACAUUGGGAUACCUCGGGUUUUUCCAAACUGAGAAAAUCAAACGCUGCCUGGAGCCACAUAAAUAUGAAAUCCCGCCGAAUCUGUUUCGUGGGGAAUUUGAAGUCCGACCAUUUACUCCCAUCGUAGAGCGCUAUGACGACCUCCAGAUCUCUCACGGUAACUACGAGCCCAGAUCAGCACUCAGCCCUCCCGCCGCUGCUUCCUGAACUCUUGGAGAGGCUCCGCCCACUCACAGAGACUCCACUCAGUUUACCAGCAGAGGCGACUGAGUCGCUCACCUGCUCCAGGUGAUCUAACCGUGCACCAUCUGGAUUAUUUACCUGUGAGCACCUGAUCUCAGAACAUUUGUGAACUACUCCCAUGAGGACAGUGGGUGGAGUAAAACCAGGAUGGAGCGCAGCGAGCAGCUUCCUGACACUAAUUUUAACCACUGCGCGCUAACAACCAUCGCAGCAGAGAAGCGGGUCACUCUAGCAUUAACCAAGUAUCGUUUCUGAAUGGCCACGCCUCCCUGAAUGUUCUCCACGCUGCCGCUGCUUCAAACCUCCGAUGACAGAAAAUAGUAGAAAAACAGGAACUGCAAACACGUCUGCGUGCUCUUUCUCAAACUUCCUACAGUCCUGUUUAACUCUGAGAGUUAGUUCCUUUAUUAAUAACUGUCGGUGAGAGCGUUCCUGGGCAGGUGGGAAUAACACGCUCACUGCUGGAUCUGACUGGCUGCGGUAAGAGGACAGUUGUGGCCAACACUUCCUGUUUCAGUGAAAUAGGAAGUGUCGCAUGCGCCUGUAACAUGAACACUGUUGGGUAAAUAUUUGUCUACGGGAAAUUUUCAUGUAAUUUUUUGGGGGGGGGCGGGGACACAGGAAGCCCCUCCUCCCUGCAGAGGUCAACUCCCCGUCCUUCUGAAUAAGCGGAGUUCACCUUAAUAAAAUGUCUGAGUCA